Molecule: messenger RNA, 669 nt
Organism: Kluyveromyces marxianus DMKU3-1042
Lineage: Eukaryota; Fungi; Ascomycota; Saccharomycetes; Saccharomycetales; Saccharomycetaceae
Gene: VPS20
Product: ESCRT-III subunit protein VPS20
Exons: 1
Coding region: 1-669 (222 amino acids)
Biological process (GO): late endosome to vacuole transport via multivesicular body sorting pathway; vesicle budding from membrane
Cellular component (GO): multivesicular body; ESCRT III complex
Source: RefSeq, a predicted model, not a curated record
AUGGGCCAACAGGGGAGCCGAAUAAAAGUGACAGAGGCCGAUAAGGCGAUGUUGCAGCUCAAGAUGGCUAAAGAUGAGUUGCAUCGGUAUUCCAGGCGUACAGAGACGUUGAUAAACACGGAACGGAAUGAACUAAAGGGUUUGUGCUCCAGACUUAAGGGUAAGCAGCUGAAGGAAGACCCUCGGGCGAGAUUGCUGUUGAAGCGGAUGCAUUACCAACAGCGGUUGUUAGAGCAAUGCACUGACCAGAUUAUAAAUUUGGAGACGAUGGUACAGUCUAUAGAGUUCAAAUUAGUGGAGAAGUCCUUUAUUGAUGGGUUGCAAAAGGGUAAUCAAUUGCUCAAGAAACUCAAUUCUGAGCUAAACUUGGAGAAGGUUGAGAAUAUAAUGGACGCUGCUGCUGAGCAGAUAGAAAUACAACGGGAAAUAGAUGAUACGUUGUCCAAUGCUAUUGUUGGGUCGACAAUCAAUGAUGAGAUAGACAAAGAGUUAGAACAGCUAGAUAGAGAAACAAAUGGCGUUGAAAAAGUGGCAUCUGCACCUGGUGUGCAAGAUAAGCUGGAACAACUCCCAUCUACGGAGAAAUUGGGAAAAUUCAAAGCUUCAGAACCCGAACUGGAGGAGGAACAGCCUCAGCGUCGUGCCCAGAACGAACCUUUGUUAGCAUGA